UCGCCGCCGCAGUUCUGCAGUCCGCCGCUGCCGCGGCUCGCGCACGCUCCAACCGCCGCAGUAGCCGGGGCUCGGCGGGGCGGGGCCGAGAGGCUGCAGGGGCUGGGCGCGGAGGUGCCUGUCCGCCGGCAGCCGGGAUGCUGCCGCUGCCGCCUGCGAAGAGGGAGCGGGCGCCUAGAGGCGGGAGCGGUCCCCGAGCCCCGCGGCAGCGCUAGGGGACCCUUCCCGCUCAAGCCGUCGCCUGCUCGGCUCCGCGAGCCCUCCGCCGGGCGGUGGGAGCGGCAGGAGCGGAGCGCAGCCCUCGCCCCCGUCCCGCCGCCGCUCCAUGGGAGGAGCCCACCGCCGCCCUGCGGGAAGCGCGGCCGCCGCGCGCCGGGAUUGAGGGGUGCGGGCGGCUCUGAGACGGCGGGAGGAUGCCCCUGUUCCGGAAGGUGCUGCGCGUCUCCAAUCGCUCCAUGCUCGCGUUCAUCUUCUUCUUCUCCUUCUCCUCCUCCUGCCUCUACUUCAUCUACGUGGCCCCUGGCAUAGCAAAUACGUAUCUCUUCAUGGUGCAAGCUCGUGGUAUAAUGCUGAGGGAAAAUGUAAAAACAAUAGGACACAUGAUCAGAUUGUAUACGAACAAAAAUACAACACUGAAUGGAACAGAUUAUCCUGAAGGAAACAAUUCUAGUGACUGUGUUGCUCAAACAACAAUGUAUCUUCCAGAAAACUUCACUUACUCUCCUUACCAGGCUUGUCCAGAGAAACUGCCUUACAUGAGAGGCCUUAUUGAUGUAAAUAUGAGUGAAAUUAGUUUUGAUGAAAUUCAGCAACUAUUUUCAAAAGACUUAGACAUCAAACCAGGAGGACACUGGAAGCCCAAAGACUGUAAGCCACGAUGGAAGGUGGCGAUCAUCAUUCCUUUCCGUAAUCGUCACGAGCAUCUUCCCAUUUUCUUCCGGCACCUGAUACCGAUGUUGCAGAAGCAGCGGCUGGAAUUCGCCUUCUAUGUUGUUGAACAGACAGGUACACAACCUUUUAAUCGUGCAAUGCUCUUUAACGUUGGCUUCAAGGAGGCUAUGAAGGAUGUUGUCUGGGACUGCAUAAUAUUUCAUGAUGUGGAUCACUUACCUGAAAAUGACCGCAAUUAUUACGGAUGUGGAGAAAUGCCACGUCAUUUUGCAGCAAAGCUGGACAAAUACAUGUACAUACUUCCAUACAAUGAGUUCUUUGGUGGUGUAAGUGGCCUGACAGUGGAACAAUUCAAGAAGAUUAAUGGAUUUCCAAAUGCCUUCUGGGGAUGGGGUGGAGAAGAUGAUGAUCUUUGGAACAGGGUUCACUAUGCUGGAUACAAUGUAACAAGACCAGAGGGAGAUUUAGGGAAAUACAAAUCCAUUCCUCAUCAUCACAGAGGUGAAGUCCAGUUUUUAGGAAGAUAUAAACUUCUGAGGUAUUCCAGAGAACGUCAGUAUAUUGAUGGGUUGAACAAUUUAGUAUACACUCCUAAAAUACUUGUCAGUAGAUUGUAUAAAAAUGUAACUGUUAAUCUUAUGCCAGAACUUGCUCCUAUUAGAGACUAUUGAUGGAAAUGGUGUGGCAAGCUAUCCUAGUGGAGUAAACUUUUAAUGCACUGGAAGGUAUUAAUAGACACUGAAGACACUGUAAAACAAAAAACACAACAUCUUAGAAUUAGGGGUUUUUGUCCUUUUGAUGAUGCAUAUUUGGGAUGAGAAGUAAAGUGAUUGUAUUCGCCAUGCAUUCUGUUCAGAAAGAAAAGCCAGCAGCUACCACUCAGAUGUUUACAGCAUGAGACUACUGUUCAAGCCUUUGUUCUCCAUAUUCUCUAUCUUAACCACUCAGCUAAAUAAACUGCAGAAAACAGACUUGCUAGCUUCACUGGAAGUAGAGACAUUCUUCUUCCAGGACUUCUUUUAUACUAAAUUGCUCCCACUCUGCCCUCCUGUAUUUAAAUGAAUGCUUUUGUUCCUUUUUAAAAUGUGUUUUGUAAAUAUGUGAUGUAAAUUAAUGUGUGUACAUUGCUUUUAAAUUGCUCAAUAUUUUAUGCUCCAGUAUGUAUUUGAGUGUGUUCUUGUUUGAAUUCUAUAGGAAUGUUUUUAUUAGCAUGAAAGAACAAGUGUGAAAUGUAAGUAUCCUUAAAAAAGGUUAUACCUUAUGUGAAAUGAAGGAAAUAUUAAUUGUUGGCCAGCUAUGACUGUAAACUGUUAUACUAGUUUUGAGCUCUAGGCCUCCUGCAUAUCUAUAUAGAAGAAUCAAUUUCAUAUAUGAACUUUCUCAAAAGAAAGCUUUUAAUUUUAUUUAUUGCCAGCAAAAUUAUACCCUGCCUGCCAUCUAAAUCAUAUUUAUAUGCCUAUUGCAUGCGUAUUAUGGAAAAUCUUGCAGUUGUUACAUUCUAUGAUCUACAGGAACUCUUAAAUGUUUCCACGUGUGCCACUAGUGUCAAUGUCAGGGAUUUUAAUGCUAAAACAAUGUGUCUGGGUGCAUACAGUAUUUUGGUAUUGUCUUUUUUUUUUUUUUUUUUUUU
Lagopus muta (rock ptarmigan) is the source of this 2521-nucleotide messenger RNA. RefSeq names its product beta-1,4-galactosyltransferase 6 (gene B4GALT6). Gene Ontology annotation, biological process: carbohydrate metabolic process; glycosphingolipid biosynthetic process. The transcript has 9 exons. The record is from RefSeq and is a predicted model, not a curated record. The coding region runs from base 414 to 1562 and encodes 382 amino acids. NCBI's taxonomy places the organism in Eukaryota, Metazoa, Chordata, Aves, Galliformes, Phasianidae. Gene Ontology annotation, molecular function: UDP-galactose:glucosylceramide beta-1,4-galactosyltransferase activity.